AGCGGCUGGCCACAACAGUUGGCCAAAUGACUUCCGGAUCCAGCUUCUCUGUCCCACUAAUUGUGGCCCUGACCCUUGCCCUGGUGAGCCUCGCGUGGUCGGACGAGCUCUACGUGGACUAUUCCAACGAGUACGACGAUGUGCGACCCCACUUGGUUUACCCGGACGAUCCGAGGCUGGACAAGCGGAUCGGCGAGGCGGCCCGGGAGUUUGGCCAGAACAUAACCCAGGCCUGGCACUCGAUGGUGGACUCCUUCAAGAACUACUUCGAGGAGCUGAAGAAUCUGUUUACCACCGAUCCCGACGCAGCCAACGAGGUCUUCUCUGACAACUAGAAACUGCGGUAACCAAAUUGCAAAAAAAGCCUUGCGAACUGAUAUAAAGACCUCCGAUGGUUUUUAAAACGGUUGGUUUUAAAACCAAACCAUAAGCAGUUUACAAGGACAAAAAUCGUUUGGAUUUGAAUAUAUUAUACUGAAUGUCCAUACUUAGUUUUCGUUCCUAAUUUGUGGUAUUUUUGAAAAAUGUUUUUUAUUAAUAUUAAUAUUAAUAGCGAUUCUAAAGAAUUACAUUAUUUUCGAUACAA
This is a messenger RNA of Drosophila biarmipes, 586 nucleotides long. RefSeq lists its product as uncharacterized. The transcript has a single exon. The coding region runs from base 27 to 335 and encodes 102 amino acids. NCBI's taxonomy places the organism in Eukaryota, Metazoa, Arthropoda, Insecta, Diptera, Drosophilidae. The record is from RefSeq and is a predicted model, not a curated record.